Molecule: messenger RNA, 3267 nt
Organism: Cyanidioschyzon merolae strain 10D
Lineage: Eukaryota; Rhodophyta; Bangiophyceae; Cyanidiales; Cyanidiaceae
Product: ubiquitin-activating enzyme E1
Exons: 1
Coding region: 1-3267 (1088 amino acids)
Biological process (GO): protein neddylation
Cellular component (GO): cytoplasm
Molecular function (GO): NEDD8 activating enzyme activity
Source: RefSeq, a predicted model, not a curated record
AUGUUGCGGCUGGGGGACUCUGUCCCACCGGAACGCGUGUCGCGCACGCAAGCAGAGAGCGGGGCCAUAGACGAGUCCCUGUACUCGCGUCAACUGUACGUGCUGGGUCACGAGGCGCAACGUCGCCUCGCAGGAGCUUCAGUGCUGGUGAUUGGACUCACAGGGACGGGAACGGAGAUCGCGAAAGACCUGGCGCUGGCUGGCUUCCAUGCGCUCCACGUCUAUGAUCCAGCACCACUAGCUUUGCAGCAUAUGGCCGCCAAUUUUUACGCUUGCGAUGCGUCACUGCUGGGGACACCACUUCAUACGGUCGUGGUACCGCACCUAGUGGAGCUGAACCCGUACUGUCACGUGUACACGGAGGACGCGGCGUCCUGGGCGGAACUCAUUGAUCCAGAUCGUAUUCGUGGGUUUGCAGCAGUUGUGCUAGUGAACGAGCUCUCCAUCGAUAGGCACAUCGAGCUCGAUCGCGUCUGCCGAUCGGUUAGGGUGCCACUGACGAUCGUUCAGUCACGAGGAGUAUUCGGCUACGUCCUCAACGAUUUUGGCGACGCCCAUACAGUUAUCGAUGACAACGGAGAGGAGCCACGAUCCGCGCAUAUCAGCCAUAUUUCGAAUGAGGAAAAGGCGUGCGUCACCUGCCUCGAUGAUCAGCGGCAUGACCUGGAGGAAGGAAUGUAUGUCAUGUUCACCGAGGUGGACGGAAUGCCCAUGUUCAAUGAACCCAACCGGAUGUUUCGUGUCGUUCAGAUCACGAGUCCGUAUACUUUUGUGAUUGACGCUGACACCCGUGAGGCCGGCGUCUACCGACGGGGUGGCAUCGUCACUGAAGUGAAAGUACCCCGCACGGUGCACUUUCACCCGGUUGAGCUGCUGUAUAGAAUGGCAGCGUCGACAUGGGAUCCAGAGAGCGCCACGCUCUCAGACGUGGUGGACCCGAAUUGGUUUGCAUCGCUGGACUUUAUGAAUGAGGAGCGAACCUUUGCAUUGCAUGCCAUGUUUCAGGCUCUAUCAAAAUUCGGACGGUUGCCUGCGCCUGGUACUGAGGCUGAAGUUGCGGCGUUCAAGCGCAUGCUACCCGCCGAUAUUCAAGAAAAGCACGAUGCAUUGCUUAACGCGUUUGUCAGAACCGUAUACGGGGAGCUCGCUCCGAUGGCAUCGAUUCUUGGUGGGAUCGCCGCACAGGAGGUUCUCAAGGCAGUCACCGGCAAGUUUACCCCCAUUCACCAGAUCUUUUCGUUCAACGCCAUGGAGGCGUUACCGACGCCGUUGCCAAACGAGCUGGAGUGCGCUCCCCGGGGGACACGCUAUGACGGACAGAUUGCAGUCUUUGGCCGUGCGUUGCAGGAUACGAUUCACGAUCUGGCCUACUUUUGUGUUGGGGCCGGAGCGAUUGCUGCAGAGCUCCUCAAAUGUUGGGCGUGCAUGGGACUGGGACUCGCGAGUCAUGGUGGAUCGAUUGCAAUUACCGAUAUGGACACGAUAGAACGGAGCAAUCUGAAUCGGCAGUUUCUCUUCCGAGCAACCGACAUUGGCCGCAGCAAGUCCCUGGCGGCACGCGAUGCCGCUCUGCGGCUGAAUCCGGAGCUCAACGUUCGAGCGCUCGAGAUGCGCGUUGGACCGGACACCGAGCAUGUCUUCAGCGAUGAUUUCUGGGAGCCGCUCGAUGGGGUUUGCACGGCCUUGGAUAAUGUUGACGCUCGUUUAUAUAUCGAUCAGCGCUGCGUUUACUAUCUGAAACCUCUGCUGGAUUCCGGCACGCUAGGCACCAAAGGCAGCACCCAAGUGGUGGUUCCCUAUCUCACCGAGUCAUACGGAUCGUCGCGCGACCCGCCGGAGCGAAGCAUUCCCAUGUGUACGCUGAAAAAUUUCCCCUACAGAAUCGAACAUACGCUUCAAUGGGCUCGCGAUUUGUUUGAGGGCCUCUUCAAGGCCUCCAUCGAGGAUACCAAGCAGUACCUGGAGCGAGGCUCUGAGUACAUCGCAGAGCUAGAGAAACAGGGACCCGGCAUAUUUUCUGGAGCUUUGGAGAACGUACUUGAGAACCUGCAGACGUAUCGCCCGCAAAACUUCAAGGACUGCGUGGUUUGGGCGCGCAACAAGUUCGAAGAACUCUACGUCAACAAUAUUCGCCAGCUACUUCACGCGUUUCCGCCAGAUAUGGUUGACAGCUCGGGACAGCCAUUUUGGAGCGGGACGAAACGGGCGCCGACGCCGCUUCGUUUCGAUCCUGCAGAUCCGUUGCACCUUGAGUUCAUUGUAGCGGCGGCAAACCUGCGCGCAGAGACGUUCGGAAUACCUCUCUGCACAGAUCGCGAGCAGGUACGAGCGAUCGUUGCGAAUGUUUCGGUACCUGCUUUCCAACCGAGUUCUGGUGUCAAGAUUGCCGCUUCUGAGGAGGAGGCGCAAGCAAGCGGCGCCGCUGUGACCGCCAAUGUCGACCAACAACGCAUUGAGCAGCUGUUGGCGCGCUUGCCGCCACCCGAAUCAUUUGCCAGCUUGUCCCUCUAUCCGUUGGAGUUCGAGAAAGACGACGAGGAUCGCUGGGACAUGGAUUUCGUCACCGCUGCGAGCAAUUUGCGCGCUUUGAAUUAUGGGAUACCGCUGGCGGACAAGCACAAGUCACGAGGCAUCGCGGGGCGAAUCAUACCCGCGAUUGCCACGAGUACCGCGCUGGUGGCAGGGCUCGUGUGUCUCGAGAUCUACAAGCUCGCUCAGAUCCGUCCGAUCUUGAGGACGAAUCCACGGGCGCUUUCAGCUUCGAGUUUCUCCGCGAUCAGCACGAGCUCCGCUGUGACGAACGGAACGAGCGUCCCGCUCGUCGAUCGCGUCAAGGUGCUCGAGCGCUUCCGCAACAGCUACGUGAACCUGGCACUUUCACUUUUCAACUUUAGCGAACCAAUCCAGGCCCCGUUGCAGCCCAUGUCACCCAGCGGUAACCGUACGUUCUCGCUGUGGGAUCGUAUCGAGGUAGAUGGAAAUGGACACGAUCUGACGUUGGCCGAGUUCAUGGAGCAUUUUGAGCGCGAGCUUGGUCUCCAUAUCAGCAUGAUGUCGUGUGGCGUUGCGAUCCUCUUUUCAGGCUGGUUAGCACCGAAAAAGGCCGCGGAACGCCGCGCGACGCCGCUUACUGAGCUUGCGCAAGCCGUUGGAAAAAUACAACUGACCGACAAGGACCGCUUCCUGGUUUUCGAAGUCAUGGCAGAAGAUGCCUCCACUGGUGAGGAAGUUGAGGUACCAUUUGUACGCUAUCGUUUUCGUCGGUAA